AUGGAGAACGCGAAGAAGCAGCUCCCCAAGAUCCGGGACGAGCACCGCGAGAGCAUGUUCGGCUCCGUCUUCUCCGUGUCGGGUCCCGUCGUUAUUGGCGAGAACAUGCGCGGUUGUGCCAUGUACGAGCUGGUGCGCGUCGGCCACGACGAGCUGGUUGGUGAGGUCAUUCGUAUCGAGGCGGACCGCGCCACCAUCCAGGUGUACGAGGAGACCUCGGGUGUGACUGUCGGCGACCCCGUGCUGAGGACGGGCAAGCCGCUUUCGGUCGAGCUUGGUCCCGGUCUCAUGACCAACAUCUACGACGGUAUCCAGCGUCCUCUCAAGGGCAUCCAGGAGAAGAGCCAGUCCAUUUACAUCCCCCGUGGUAUCAACACCCAGGCUCUUGACCGCGAGAUCAAGUGGGACUUCAACCCUGCGACCUUCCGUGUCGGCGACCACAUCUCUGGUGGUGACAUUUUCGGUUCCGUCUACGAGAACUCGCUUGUCGACAACCACAAGAUCAUGCUUCCCCCUCGUGCCAUGGGUACUGUCACCCACAUUGCCGAGAAGGGCUCUUACACUGUCGAGGACGUUGUCCUCGAGACCGAGUUCCAGGGCAAGACCACGCAGCACACGCUCAUGCAGCUCUGGCCCGUGCGUGCCCCCCGUCCCGUUGCCGAGAAGGAGACCGCCACCUACCCCCUCUUCACCGGUCAGCGUGUCCUCGACGCCCUCUUCCCCUCGGUCCAGGGUGGUACCACCGCCAUCCCCGGUGCUUUCGGCUGCGGCAAGACUGUCAUUUCGCAGGCCCUGUCCAAGUUCUCCAACUCUGACAUUAUUAUCUAUGUCGGUUGUGGUGAGCGUGGUAACGAGAUGGCUGAGGUUCUGGCCGACUUCCCCGAGCUCACCCUCGAGCGCGAUGGCCGUGAGGAGCCCAUCAUGAAGCGUACCGCCCUUGUCGCCAACACUUCCAACAUGCCCGUCGCUGCCCGUGAGGCCUCGAUCUACACUGGUAUCACUCUUUCCGAGUACUUCCGUGACCAGGGUACCAACGUCUCGAUGAUGGCCGACUCGUCGUCGCGCUGGGCCGAGGCUCUUCGUGAGAUUUCGGGUCGUCUUGCCGAGAUGCCCGCCGACUCUGGUUACCCUGCCUACCUCGGUGCCAAGCUUGCAGGCUUCUACGAGCGUGCCGGCAAGGUCACCUGUCUCGGUUCGCCCAACCGCCAGGGUACCGUCUCCGUCGUCGGUGCCGUCUCGCCUCCUGGUGGUGACUUCUCCGACCCCGUCACGUCGGCCACGCUCGGUAUUGUGCAGGUCUUCUGGGGUCUGUCCAAGGCCCUCGCCCAGCGCAAGCACUUCCCGUCGGUUGACUGGAACGUCUCGUACUCCAAGUACCUGAACGUUCUCGACCCUCACUACGAGAAGCACAACCCUGGCUUCAUCGAGAUGCGCACCAAGGCCAAGGAGAUUCUGCAAAAGGACAAGGACCUUGCCGAGAUUGUCCAGCUGGUCGGCAAGUCGGCCCUCGGCGAGGGUGACAAGAUUACCCUCGAGAUUGCCCGCAUGCUCAAGGACGACUUCCUGCAGCAGAACGGUAUCUCCGAGUACGACCGUUACUGCCCCUUCUACAAGACUGCCGGUAUGCUCAAGAACUUUAUCACCUUCAACGACUUGGCCCUCAAGACUGUCGAGACCCACCCCGACAUUACGUUUGCCAAGAUCCGCGACAGCGCUUCGGACGUCAUGUUCAAGCUCUCGCAGCAGAAGUUUGAGUCGCCCAACACCCAGACCGAGCAGGACAUUACGGGCAAGUUUGACCAGCUCAACAACGAGAUCCAGGAGACGUUCCGCCGCAUGCAGGAGUAG
Messenger RNA from Apiotrichum porosum, 1848 nucleotides. RefSeq names its product H(+)-transporting V1 sector ATPase subunit A (gene VMA1). Gene Ontology annotation, molecular function: ATP binding; ATP hydrolysis activity; proton-transporting ATPase activity, rotational mechanism. Lineage: Eukaryota; Fungi; Basidiomycota; Tremellomycetes; Trichosporonales; Trichosporonaceae. The record is from RefSeq and is a predicted model, not a curated record. Bases 1 to 1848 code for a protein of 615 amino acids. Gene Ontology annotation, cellular component: proton-transporting V-type ATPase, V1 domain; fungal-type vacuole membrane. Gene Ontology annotation, biological process: ATP metabolic process; proton transmembrane transport. The transcript has 4 exons.